AUGAUCAAAUUAGAAGAAGGAUAAUAAAAAUUAUCUAACUAAAUUAAAAUAACAUCCUAAAUCAAUCCAAAUAUUUCUUCAAAGACUUUUUAAAAACCAUAAAAGUAAUGCUUUUAUCGCUAUAUUAACUCUCAUGACUCAGGUAUAUAAGUAUGUACUUAGUAACAAAGUAAAUAAAAACAAUGCUCAAUCCGCUAAAUAAAUAAUAGCAUUUAAAAUAAUUAGUCAUCACAAUUUACUUAAUAUACUAAAGAAUUCUAUUCUAAUUAAUUCAUUAAAAACAUUUAUAACUAAAAUUGGGUUUAAGCUUAAUACUAAAACUAGCAUGGUACUGCAAAAAAAAUGUAGUGUAAAACCAUUAAAAAAGAAUAAAGAACUACCUAAUCAUCAUCAUAAUAAACUGAGAUGACAUUACGAAAUGAUUCAUUUACUAAUUAAUAAUUGCUAGAUACUAUGACAGACUAUUUACAUUCAAUAAAACCGUAAUUCUUGAAUUUAUUUUCAAGUUACUCAGAUGAAGCUAUUAUGUUGAAUGUUAAGGAAGAUUGCUAAAAUUCUCUUGAAACAUUUGUUUACUAAAUUUUUAGGAAGUUUUAUAUAGCAGCAAUUGUAAAGCUAAAAAACAAGAGUAAAAUUUUAAGUUCUUUUUAGAAUAAUAAAAACAAAAAACAGUCUAAGAAUAAUAAUGAACAAAAAAAUAAAUCUAAAGCUCAAAAGCAGAGCGAAUACCACAAUUUCAAAAAUAGCCUUAUGAAUAUUAUCACUUAGUUAGUUUGCCCUAAAAUCUUGGAUUGUUUUGAUCUUAGCCAAUAUGAAAAAAAAUAAUUAAUUGAAAUAAUAUUAAGAGUAAGACAAAAUUCAUGUAAUGAAAUAAAUUGUUAUGAAUCAAAGCGCAAUUUUAUAAACCAGGACUUACAUCUUAAAGUAUUUAAGUUAGAUGUUUAAGAAUUUCAAAAUGCAAAUUUUAUUGAUAUAGUAAAAGUUAAUCGUUUGAAAUCUAUCUUUGGUUAAAUAACAAUCGAAUGUCUCAAGAUUGCAGAAAGCUAAAUUUCAGAAUAUUUGAAAAAUAAAAUUAAUAAAAGUUAAAAUGAUGAACUCGAAAGUCGCUAUUUUUACGUUGGUAAAGUAAAGAAAGGAAUAUAAAAGCUAUUGAGAGGUAAAAAAGUAAAAAGAUUUUGA
Messenger RNA from Tetrahymena thermophila SB210, 1179 nucleotides. RefSeq lists its product as hypothetical. The record is from RefSeq and is a predicted model, not a curated record. The transcript has 3 exons. Lineage: Eukaryota; Ciliophora; Oligohymenophorea; Hymenostomatida; Tetrahymenidae.